GGUAUGCAGUAGACGCAGCUGCAUACGCACAAUACUACGGCCAGCCAUCAGCAUAUGCAUAUUAUCAACAAUAUCAGCAAACACCCAGCGUCACCCCACCUGGCACAAGAUACCCCAACACGAGCACAUUCUCAGCAGGUGCACCCGGCUACUCGCAGCAAGCAUAUGAUUGGACUGCAUAUCAGCAACAAGUCACCCAAGCUCAGCUUCAGCAGCACCAACAUCAACAGCAACCGCAACUGUAUAGCGCAGUCGCAGCGAUGCCGCCUACGGCUCAAUCUGGAAGCGUCGUGGUCAACAUCACAUCAGCAAAAUCGGCUGCUGCGAGUGCCCCGCCUGUGGCUGCCCCUACACAGAGCAAGCCAUUCAGUUUUGCUGUGAGUUCCCCCAAGAAGCCUGCAUACAUACCACUAAAAACAAAGAGCAAGCUGAAAGAAUCUCCACUGGCUGCUCAAUCGGCGGAUGACGCUUCGUCCAAUUCAUCGAAGCCCUCACAAAAGUACAAUGUAAAUGAUCUUCCAGAGGGACUGAGACGCUAUGUUACGCGGGCAAUGACUGCGUGCCCGAAGGGAAAGUGGGACGAGGUCAAAAGCUGGGUGCAUGAGUUGAUUGUAAAGACAUUGCAAAAUGGGGCAAUGGAUACCACGGACUGGGACAAAAUGCCCUUACCAAGUGCCGCACUCCCGGAGGAAGCACCCAAAAAGACUACUCGCGCGCAGGGAAAUUGGCGCUCACCUUCCCCUCCACCUUCUCUUCGCACUUCCCAUAGCCAGUCCAAAAAGCGUAAGACUUCCCCGUCUGUUACUAAUAAUCUCUCCUCACCAGCAGCAAAAACCGCGAAGGUAGAUAGCAGUACAUCGAAAAACAGUGGCGCCAAUGGUAGCCAUUCGCCUAUGGACGUUGAUAGACCGGGCUCCAGUGCGUCGGCCACGUCAGCAAUGGGUUUUGUUGACAAGAAAGGCACCGCGAAGACAAAGAAAUCCCGCGAUGCAUCGCCACUACCACAAAAGACGCUGGUCAGCAAAGGAAACCCUGUUACAAGCGUCAACGCCUCUGGGACGCCUCCUACAUGGGGUUCAGACAACGAGGACGAUGAUGCAAUGUUGAUGAAAUUGCCUCCAUCGCUUCGAAAUGCUGAAAUUGCGAGGCGAAAAGCGAGGAAAGAUCGGUUUGGAGGCAGAGAGGCAGAAGAGAAGCGGAUCAAGCAGGAAAAAGAGCGCGAAGUCAAACGAGCGCAGGAAGCGUUCUUGAAGGCGGGCGCGGAGGGCAACCCGGACGUACUCGACUGGGACGAGUUCACCAUCAUAGGGACAAGCACGCAGUUGGAGAAGCGAUACCUCCGGUUGACCUCAGCUCCGGACCCGUCUACUGUGCGGCCCGUGCACAUUUUGCGGCGGACUCUGGAUCUUCUGAUUAGCAAAUGGAAAGAAGAAGCAAACUAUACCUACAUCUGUGACCAGUUUAAGAGUUUACGGCAAGACUUGACGGUGCAACGAAUCAAAAACGAUCUUACGGUCGCUGUUUACGAGACGCAUGCACGGAUUGCGUUGGAGAAGGGGGACUUGGGUGAGUACAAUCAAUGCCAAGCACAACUGCUCCAGCUUUACAAGUUCCACAAUCUUUCGGGCGCCAUUGACGAGUUUACGGGCUACCGCGUCCUCUACUUGGUGCACACGGACAACCGCACCGAGCUGAUCAAACUCAUUUCGGAUCUCACCGCGGCGCAAAAGGAAGACACAGCAACGCAACAUGCCCUUAACGUGCGCACCUCUGUCGCUACGGGCGAUUACCACCGCCUCUUCCGUCUACAUAACACUGCACCGAAUAUGUCUGCCUACCUAAUGGACCACUUCAUCGACCGGGAACGCAUCCGCGCCCUGAAAGUCAUCUGCCGCGCAUACCGUCCUUCCAUCCCCGUCGCCCACCUCGCUGCCGAACUGGGAUUCAUUCACCCUGACGACGUAGAAGAGGAGAAUGCCGCUGCCAUCAUCCGCGGGCGGAAACUCUGCGCCAAGUGGAUCAAGAGCAAUGCGGGUUCGGCUGCGGUGUGGGUGGAUGGCAAGAGCGGCGGGUCGGGGUCUCUGGACACAAAGGAGAGCGUGAAGGGAUUCCUGCUGUUGGUGGAGAAAGUGAAGAGCAAAGGGGUAGACAUCAAGGGACAGAUUCAUUGAUGUUAUUUUAUCCCUCCCUCGAUGGCAAUUCUCCCUCGAUGUUCUUUCCCCUCCCCUCGUCUCAAACUCCCCCAACUUCCCAUCCUCCCCUAUUUGUCGUGAUGGUUUU
Messenger RNA from Fimicolochytrium jonesii, 2280 nucleotides. Its product is annotated as SAC3/GANP/Nin1/mts3/eIF-3 p25 family-domain-containing protein. Bases 261 to 2171 code for a protein of 636 amino acids. NCBI's taxonomy places the organism in Eukaryota, Fungi, Chytridiomycota, Chytridiomycetes, Spizellomycetales, Powellomycetaceae. The transcript has 6 exons. The record is from RefSeq and is a predicted model, not a curated record. Gene Ontology annotation, cellular component: nucleus.